Messenger RNA from Periconia digitata, 1795 nucleotides. NCBI's taxonomy places the organism in Eukaryota, Fungi, Ascomycota, Dothideomycetes, Pleosporales, Periconiaceae. The record is from the annotation of a GenBank genome assembly.
CAGUACCGCAACUACUACAGCCAUGGACUCGCUUGUGCCAUCCAUAGAGACGUCUCGCCUUGCGCCUGCUGCCUCACCUUCCCUAUCGCCUCAAGACACCGACGCGCCCAAACCCAUGACUUUGGACCACGACAAGUUUGCUUCGCCCGCUCCGCCCACCACCGCAUCUUCCAUGACUCCACCUCCUUCUUCUCAGCUCCCGCCAACUCGCACUGUGGCCAGGACCCCCACCCCACCAACACCUCAAUUGACCUCUCCUCCACCAACCUCCAAGCUCCCGAACCAACCUUCGGCCCUGGCUGAGACAGCUGCAGCCGUUUAUUCCCAAGAUGAGAUUAACAACGCUUCUACCGACGACCUCAGGUCCAUGGUCGUCGAAGUCACCAAUGCGUUGCGCGACGUCAGGCUCUCUGCCGCUCACUACAAGCUGCAGUACAACAUGGCAGUCAUGGAGAGCCAGGAGGCAGCCAGUCGCAUGGCAGUCGAAUUAGCCAUGGCCCAGCGUGAGAUUGAUGUCCUGCAGCAGGCAGAGGAAAAGCGCCGCAAUGCUACCAUUCCCGAACCAAACUACGAAGAGUCGUCCACCAACGCAGCCAACGCGAUUCUCAUUUCGGAUAUGAAUCGUCGACUCCAGAUGCUGCAAACCGAAAACGAAGCGUUGCAUGAUGUAAACGACCAGCGGAAACGCCUCAUUGAGCAUCGAGAGGGCGAACUCGCUAGCUUGGUGGAGGAGAACGACCGCCUUAAAACACGAAUCCGUAGAAAUCGCGAACAUAUUGCUCCCUAUCUGCCCUUCCUGGAACAGAUGGGCCAGUCUCCACGGUCGAAUUUCGGUACUCCUCAAGCUACUCCCCGCCAAAAGGCGAACCGCAUGAAUCCACCCGCGUCUAAUGAGGGCAACAGAGGACAGAGCAAUUUCGAAGCGCUUCUCCUAGCCGACAAAAUGCUGAGCCAAGAUCCCACGACAGCCCCAUCAACACCAACGAGACACAGCACGCAACGUUCACGCUAUGGACACAGCCGGGGAACCCACUCCAUGUCUUCGAUGCCGCAGACUCAGACUCCCAACAGGCGGUCUCACGCUCGAUCCCAUGCGCCACGCACUCCGCCGACAUUUUCUGCUGUCAACAUUCCUCAAUCUGCUCCUCCAGCACACUAUCAGUCCGAGACCACGACCGCUCGUCGCGAAAGCAGCAACUCUACCAUCACCGCAUCUAGUAUAGACGAAGAGGAAGCGUUUACUGACAAAGAAGAAGAGCAGAUUCCCGAAUCACAGGCGAGUCAGGCCGCCACGAGCAUGCUUAGAAAGGUACUUCCCCCGAAGCACUCGUCUGCCCCGUCAUCUCAAUCUGCCAACUUGAUUCAGAGCAAGAUAUAUGGCCAGGUCAAGAAGGGCCAUGGCCUGACCAAGUCUGGCGAUUUUGAGAAGAGAAGAUUGCAAUCUUCAGAACAUCACGGCAAUCCUUCCAAGCGCGGCCGAGUAGAUGCAAGCCUUGGACUGGGCAUUGGCGGCCUGCUGCGUGACCCAUGAAAGGAUGCUGCUAGAAGACGAAUCAUGAGUGAUGACUGCGAACCUGUUUUUAUUUAUUUUGGAACUGGGGUGGGGCAUUGAAUUGUAGUUUUGGAUGGUGCACAACAGCACCUCUCUUCUCAGUUGUAAUAUUUCGCGCUCGGAUUGUUUUCCUCUUACGAAGGACUUUAUACCAGGGACCGUUGCGUCUUGCAGGACGAGAACUAGAUAGCAAAUGAACAAUACACAAAUAAUGAAUGUUGAACCCACCGAAAGAAGCCUAAC